Molecule: messenger RNA, 1110 nt
Organism: Sinocyclocheilus grahami
Lineage: Eukaryota; Metazoa; Chordata; Actinopteri; Cypriniformes; Cyprinidae
Product: protein FAM60A-like
Exons: 3
Coding region: 1-525 (174 amino acids)
Biological process (GO): negative regulation of cell migration
Cellular component (GO): Sin3-type complex
Source: RefSeq, a predicted model, not a curated record
AUGACUUGUUAUCAGGUGGUUGAUGCCCGAGGGGGACCCAGUCUGAAAACUACAGUGAAGUCCAAGAAGGUCAAAUCUCUGUCCAGACGAGUCGGACCAAACCAGCUCAGCAGAGUUCAGAAGGAACUGAAGAGACACAAUUCAGAUGCUCACAGCACCACCUCCAGUGCCAGCCCCGCCCAGUCGCCCAGCUACAGUAACCAAUCAGAUGAAGGCUCUGACUCGGAGUUGACUCCUGGCUCCGCCCGCUCUCCAGUCUUUUCCUUCUUGGACCUGACAUACUGGAAAAGGCAGCGGGUAUGUUGUGGCAUCAUCUACAAAGGUCGCUUUGGGGAGGUUUUGAUCGACCCUCAUCUCUACAAGCCCUGCUGUCAGAAAAAACAGGUGCAAGAGCAGGAGGAAGAAGAGGAAGAAGAGGAAGAUGGCGACCUUGAGAAAGAGGAGGUGCAGAGCAGUCAAGAAAUUCUUCAACCACACUCCUCUCCCCAAAUGAAAAUGGAGCAGGAAGUGGAAGAGGAAUGGUGAUGCAACAUUCCCAGGGUACUGACUUGGCGUUCUUAGGAAGCCUUCGAGAGUCGAAGCCCCUCAGACACUCUCAAAGACGUUCUCUCAGAUUGCCUUCGAUUCAAGAGCAGCUGGAUCCUUGUUUGUCUUUUCCUGUUUCUUUCUUCCUUGUUGAGAAUGUGUCUCUUUCAUUUGCAACUUUUCCAGAGCCUGGUACCACGCUAGUCUAUUUCCUACGAGGAUUUUUUUGUAGACCAGAGAAAAUUAGUUUCCUUUUUUGCUAUCCCGCUCAAACACAGAAUGCUGGAUCUACAUACAUCAUGCAUAGAAAUGUAGGGAAUAGCCUUGGACAGUGAGCACAAUCCUACGCUGUCGCUUUUGUGCCCUUUGAGCACCAUUGUGCACUUCCUCUGGGGUGACUGUCUUUCUGCACUUAGUGUACAGAAUUUAGUAUACAGCAAGCAGCAUCUGCUAAAUUCUAGCUCAGUGAAGAUAACGUUCCACCUUUUUGCUGGGAUAUAGCAAUUAUUUAGGGAAUAUCUUUUGCCUUUUAUAUAUUUAUUUUUUUCUGUCUUUGUCUUUAUUCUUAAAGGGAUAGUUCACCCA